CACCAUGGCGUCUCACGGUCUUCACAAACUGUUCUUCUUCCUCGGCCUCGUCGUCGCCCUGGCGUCGGGCGAAGUUGCCAGGUCCUUCGUUUUCGACUUCGAAAACGACAUGGAGGGAUGGUCGUCGUACAGAGGGUCGUGGCGCUGGUCGGAUCGUGACAGCUUGGCCAACAUCCUCCCCGCCAGUUCCAUAGAUGACGGCUUCGCUGUUGUGGACACGGUGAGCAGCGACGAGCUGUACACCCCGUACUUCAACGCUACCUCCGGCGCCACCUUCAGCCUCACCUUCUUCCUGCGAUCGCGCUGGGAGGGCUCCAACAGCAUGUACGUUAACUUGCAGAAGAGGGGUCAGCAGGCAAAGCUGUUCCUCGAUCUCAACGACUACUCCAGUCAGUUCUCCAGCUCUUGGAUUACAGUGACGGGAGAGAUUCCUCCUUCUGAGGAAGAUAUUAUGCUGAUCGUGUUCUGCUACAAUGGAGACAUAGCGCCUGCCGGCUCCCUCAUGUACGGCUGUGCGAUCGACCAGAUCCAGAUUGACCUUCACGGGGACGAAACAACCACUCAGGCUUCGACAGUCACCACGACCACAUCUGAAACUACAGCUACAUCUACGAAAGCUCCAGAGACAACAGUUAAACACACCGAUGCCCCGGAAACAACACCUGAAUCUACUGAAGCCCCAGAGACAACACCGGAACCCACUGAAGCCCCAGAGACAACAGCUGAACCCACUGAAGCCCCAGAGACGACAGCUGAACCCACUGAAGCCCCAGAGACAACAGCUGAACCCACUGAAGCCCCAGAGACAACAGCUGAACCCACCGAAGCCCCAGAGACAACAGCUGAACCCACUGAAGCCCCAGAUACAACAGCUGAACCCACUGAAGCCCCAGAGACAACAGCUGAACCCACUGAAGCCCCAGAGACGACAGCUGAACCCACUGAAGCCCCAGAGACAACAGCUGAACCCACCGAAGCCCCGGAGACAACAGCUGAACCCACCGAAGCCCCGGAGACAACAGCUGAACCCACCGAAGCCCCAGAGACAACAGCUGAACCCACUGAAGCCCCAGAGACAACAGCUGAACCCACCGAAGCCCCGGAGACAACAGCUGAACCCACUGAAGCCCCAGAGACAACGGAGAAACCUUCCGGAAUACUAGAGUACGACUUUCAAUCCAGUGCUCAAGGGUGGACGCUGAGCCAGAUGAACGGGGCCGCCUGGAAGAGGGUCGAAUUCGAGGGCACCGGCCACCCUGUAUCGCCUCCUCCUGAAGGUCCCUGGGUUUUGCAAGUCUUCCCUGAACACAUCUUCGCAGGAACUGCCCUUGCUCAGAGCCCCAAACUUAGGGCUAUCGGUAGCUCGCUGACCGUCGACCUCGCCUUCUGGGUGGACGGGACGAAAGACCUUCCCACUAAGCUGAAAGCUCGUAGACGUUCAGAUUUCAGUACUUUCGACGCCGAACCUAUUAUGAACCUUGAUCCGUACGGAAACCAGAUGAACUACAACUGGGUUGUGUUCAGGGCCUCCCUCCAUGAUCUAGUUCCUGGAGAAACAUUUACCAUCACUCUAGAGGGCUCCCUGGGCGGCAACCCCAACAACUCGGUAGCCAUCAACAAGGUUCUCCUAGAUGGCGUUGAGGAAAUCCCAACAGACACCACCGACUUCAUUGACUUCGAAGAUGGUCUGUUUGGUUGGUCCGCAGGGAACAUGGACGGUGGACGCUGGGUUCUGAAGCGCUGGAGCGACCUGGAUCCUUCCCUGAAUGUCCCCCAGCCUUCUGACGGAGAGAACUUCCUCUUCGUGGACCGCUUUGACAUCCACUCAGGUAUUAUUUCGCUGGAAUCCCCGGCUUUCGCCGUGUCGCCCGGACAACGGAAGAAAGUGGUUGUGAAAUUUUGGCUCCGAGGCUCUGUUGUCUAUCCUGCGGCUCUUAGGCUACGGAAGAAGACUGUCGACGGUGUUUACGAUGACCUCCCGUUCCUCAACCUCGCUCAGUACGGCGACAUCGACAACCCAGACUGGAUUCAGCUGAACAAGGAGUAUGAGAUCCCUGUUGACGAGACCGAAGAAGCUUUCCAGCUGGUGAUCGAGGCCGACCUGGGAAGUGACCUGGACAACCUGGUGGCUCUGGACGACCUGAAGGUAACGACUGAGUUCGCGUCCCCCGCAGGAAGGUCGUAAGAGGGUCGUGAACGCGAAGGCGAAGGCGAGGUCGUCAUCUCUUUCUCUCGUUUGGGAUGAAAUAAAGGAUCCUUAUUUUUGUAAAGACUUUUUACCUCAGUUCUGCUUUCCUAUGAUCAUGUAUACUUUAAGGCAGUGAUAAGUAUUUAUUUAACAAGUUGCAUUUCGAUCUGUUUGAUGACUGUCCUAUGUAAAAAAGAAAAUGCAUUUCGGAUGUUCCAGAUUUUAUGCGGAAUUGACACGAAAACGAAGAGAAAACGAAAGAAAAGAUAAAAGGAAAGAGAAAAAAAUAAGGAAGAUAUAUCAUACUUAUGUUGUUAUCCCAUAUUUUGUUCAGAACGAGAAGCAGGCACUUCCUUUAAGGAUACACACUAUUAAUUCAGAUAUUUUAAACAUCAUCAUCAUAAUAUAUUUUAUCAGCAAUAAUGUAUAAACGUUUCCUAAAUAAAUCUAUUCACAAA
Messenger RNA from Penaeus indicus, 2646 nucleotides. RefSeq lists its product as uncharacterized. The transcript has 9 exons. Gene Ontology annotation, cellular component: membrane. The record is from RefSeq and is a predicted model, not a curated record. NCBI's taxonomy places the organism in Eukaryota, Metazoa, Arthropoda, Malacostraca, Decapoda, Penaeidae. Bases 5 to 2185 code for a protein of 726 amino acids.